AUGCCUGCCACCGAAGAUAUUGCCGUUUCAGGGUCAACCGCCGAUGCACUACCUGAAGGAGAUCCGAGUCAGCAGAGUUCGAGAGCGACCUCAACCCCCCAGGACACCGCUUCAACGACUACUGAAGAUGGUGUGCCGGCCACUCAUCAAACGUUUUCGUGGAAAGGAUGGGCAGAGAUAGAAAAUGAUCCAGUUAUCUUCAGCACGUUAUUGCGAGAAUGGGGUGUGCCAAAUGUCCAGGUCAAUGAAGUGGUGCCGCUUGACAGCGUCUUUGAGUAUCCGCCGCAGAGCAUUUAUGGCCUAAUAUUCCUGUCACGAUGGGCAGCCCCGGAAACCGAAAACGACCUUGAUGAGCCGCCGCCAGGUGUCUGGUUCGCAAACCAGACCCUGUCCAACUCGUGUGCUACGGUUGCUCUAAUGAAUAUCGUCAACAACCACGCGACGAUUAAUCUGGGCCAAACGCUCAACAAUUUUCGAGAAAACACAAUGAACAUGACGCCCAAGGAACGAGGCCUUGCCCUAGAUCGCUUCGACCACGUCCGAGACGUUCACAACUCUUUCGCCACGGAAUUCGACAAGAUGAACGUCGAUCUUCGUCUCAAACAGGACAUGGCUACGGCCGAGAAAAAGAAAAAAGCGGCGAUGGCAAAGCGCCCACGGAAGAAACUCAAAGCAGAAGACGAAUCUGAGGAGGACGAGAGCGGUCUCCAUUUCGUCGCGUACGUGCCCGCUGGAGGUGUGGUGUGGAGAAUGGAUGGGCUAGAGCGGCUUCCACGGAAGCUGGGCACGGUGGACGAUGGAGAUAGCUGGAUUGCGACGGUGCUCCCUGAGCUUCAAGCUCAACUCGAGUCCGCCACGACCAACUCGUUGGAGUAUUCGUUAUUGUCUUUGACAGCAUUGAACGAUGCUUGGGGCUUGGAGGCGGACAAAGUGAAAGUGGAUAGAGCGCGGGAGGAUUGGGGCCCGUUCCUGGCGCAAAUGGUUAGAAUUCAUGCUGAAAAGGGCACGUUGAGACAGGCACUGGGUACUUAG
Cladophialophora psammophila CBS 110553 is the source of this 1032-nucleotide messenger RNA. RefSeq lists its product as uncharacterized. Bases 1 to 1032 code for a protein of 343 amino acids. Gene Ontology annotation, cellular component: cytoplasm. Gene Ontology annotation, biological process: protein deubiquitination; ubiquitin-dependent protein catabolic process. The transcript has 3 exons. The record is from RefSeq and is a predicted model, not a curated record. Gene Ontology annotation, molecular function: cysteine-type deubiquitinase activity. Lineage: Eukaryota; Fungi; Ascomycota; Eurotiomycetes; Chaetothyriales; Herpotrichiellaceae.